This is a messenger RNA of Myotis davidii, 2019 nucleotides long. It is a transcript of the gene ZMYND10, whose product is annotated as zinc finger, MYND-type containing 10. Bases 535 to 1983 code for a protein of 482 amino acids. The transcript is spliced from 12 exons. Gene Ontology annotation, cellular component: cytoplasm; centriolar satellite. NCBI's taxonomy places the organism in Eukaryota, Metazoa, Chordata, Mammalia, Chiroptera, Vespertilionidae. The record is from RefSeq and is a predicted model, not a curated record. Gene Ontology annotation, biological process: motile cilium assembly; outer dynein arm assembly; inner dynein arm assembly.
AGGGGGAGCGGGACGGGAAACAAAGUCCCGGAAAAGGGGAGGGAGCAGAGCCUGAUGCCGCGAGCGCUGGCGAGCCGCUUUGGACGUGGUGUUCUGAGCGCCAGAGGCAGCCCUGGAGGCGCCGUCCCGCAACGUCUCCGGUGCACCUGGCAGAGCCCAGUGGAAAGGCUCAGCGGCGGCCACGCGAGGCGGUGCAGCCGGAGGAAAGUGGGGGGCCCUGCACAGAACUGAGGAGUCCAGCCGAGAGGGCGAGCUGGGUGUGCGCUGCGGGGCAGCUGCGCGAGGCCGGGACCCGGCCGGGCCCACUGGGCAUCGGUACGCGGAGAGGCCUAGGCCCGGGGUCUGACACUCGGGAGGCCGGUGCUCCGCAGCCCGGGGUCGGGGAGAAAGCUCGGGAAGGCCGAAUAGGGAGGGCUGCUGCUAGGGGGGGCUGCGGCCCGCCUCCCAGCGGGGGCGGCGGGUGGGGACCUGGCCCCGGCCCCGGGCGGAGGCGGGGCCCAGGCCACACUGCGCAGACUCGAGCUAGCCGUUUCCAUGGCGACGAGGCCCAAGCUCCUCAACUGCUUCACAACUGUCAGUCCCAGACUUGGUCCCCACCAGACCCCGAUCCUGUGGGUAACCGCACCUCAGCGCCGGCUGAACCCCGCCUUUUCCGGCCCCGACAUGAGCGGCCUGGAGCUGCUGCUGCCGGGGGAGGCUGAUAUCUUGGUGCGGGGACUUCGCAGCUUCCCGCUGCUCGAGAUGGGCUCCGCAAGGUGGAACCAGCAGCAUGAACACCUGGAGAAGCUGAACAUGCAGGCCAUCCUUGAUGCCACGGCCAGCCAGGGUGAGCCCAUCCAGGAGCUGCUGGUCACCCAUGGGAAGAUCCCGACGCUGGUGGGGGAGCUGAUUGCCGUGGAGAUGUGGAAGCAGAAGGUGUUCCCUGUGCUGUGCAAACUGGAGGACUUCAAGCCCCAGAACACCUUCCCCAUCUACAUGGUGCUGCACCAUGAGGCUUCCAUCAUCAAUCUCCUGGAGACCGUGUUCUUCCACAAGGAGGUGUGUGAGUCAGCAGAGGACACCGUCUUGGACCUGGUGGACUACUGCCACCGCAAACUGACUCUGUUGGUGGCCCAGAGCGGCCGCGGUGAGCCCCCGGAGGAGGAGGCUGAGGACGUCUCUCCCAUGAAGGAGCUGCAGAUGCAGGCCGAGCUGAUGGAAUUUGAGAUCGCACUGAAGGCACUCUCUGUGCUCCGCUACGUCACUGACUGUGUGGACAGCCUGUCCCUGAGCACCCUGAGCCGCAUGCUAAGCACCCACAACCUGCCCUGCCUCCUGGUGGAACUGCUGGAGCACAGUCCCUGGAGCCGGAGGGAAGGAGGCAAGCUGCAGCAAUUUGAGGGGGGCCGUUGGCAGACAGUGGCCCCCUCAGAGCAGCAAAAGAUGAGCAAGUUGGACGGGCAGGUGUGGAUCGCCCUGUACAACCUGCUGCUGAGCCCUGAGGCCCGGGCCCGCUACUGCCUCACAAGCUUCGCCAAAGGACAGCUGCUGAAGCUUCGGGCCUUCCUCACAGACACUCUGAUCGACCAGCUGCCCCACCUGGGGGACCUGCAGGGCUUCCUGGCCCACCUGGCCCUGGCCGAGCCCCAGCCCCCCAAGAAGGACCUGGUGUUCGAGCAGAUCCCCGAAAUCUGGGAGCGGCUGGAGCGAGAGAACAAAGGCAAGUGGAGGGCCAUAGCCAAGCACCAGCUGCAGCACGUGUUCAGCCCCUCGGAGCAGGACCUCCGGCUGCAGGCGCAGAGGUGGGCUGAGACCUACAGGCUGGAUGUGCUGGAGGCGGUGGCUCCGGAGCGGCCCCGCUGUGCCUACUGCAGCGCAGAGGCUUCCAAACGCUGCUCGCGCUGCCAGAACGAGUGGUAUUGUUGCAGGGAGUGCCAAGUCAAGCACUGGGAGAAGCACCGAAAGGCGUGCGUCCCGGUCGCCCAGGGUGGCAGAGGGAAGUGAAGCGCAGCUGCUGAGCGCCCCCCAGGGCCACGCAAC